Messenger RNA from Neomonachus schauinslandi (Hawaiian monk seal), 729 nucleotides. Its product is annotated as glyceraldehyde-3-phosphate dehydrogenase-like. Gene Ontology annotation, molecular function: oxidoreductase activity, acting on the aldehyde or oxo group of donors, NAD or NADP as acceptor; NAD binding. The transcript has 2 exons. NCBI's taxonomy places the organism in Eukaryota, Metazoa, Chordata, Mammalia, Carnivora, Phocidae. The coding region runs from base 1 to 729 and encodes 242 amino acids. The record is from RefSeq and is a predicted model, not a curated record.
AUGAGCUUAAGAACUUCGGCUCUCUGCUCCUCCCCGUUCGACAGACAGCCGCAUCUUCUGGUGCAGUGCCAGCCGCGUCCCCGAGACACGAUGGUGAAAGUCAGAGUGAACGGAUUUGGCUGUAUGGGGCGCCUGGUCACCAGGGCUGCUUUUAACUCUGGCAAAGUGGAUAUUGUCGCCAUCAAUGACCCCUUCAUUGACCUCGACUACAUGGUCUACAUGUUCCAGUAUGAUUCCACCCAUGGCAAAUUCCACGGCACAGUCAAGGCUGAGAACGGGAAGCUUGUCAUCAAUGGAAAGUCUAUCUCCAUCUUCCAGGAGGGAGAUCCCGCCAGCAUCAAAUGGGGUGAUGCUGGUGCUGAGUAUGUUGUGGAGUCCACUGGGGUCUUCACCACCAUGGAGAAGGCUGGGGCUCACUUGAAGGGCGGGGCCAAGAGGGUCAUCAUCUCUGCUCCUUUUGCCGAUGCCCCCAUGUUUGUGAUGGGUGUGAACCAUGAGAAGUAUGACAACUCCCUCAAGAUUGCCAGCAAUGCCUCCUGCACCACCAACUGCUUGGCUCCUCUGGCCAAGGUCAUCCAUGACAACUUCAGCAUCAUGGAGGGAUUCGAUGCCGGGGCUGGCAUUGCUCUCAACAACCACUUUGUCAUGCUCAUUUCCUGGUAUGACAAUGAAUUUGGCUACAGCAACCGGGUGGUGGACCUUAUGGUCCACAUGGCCUCCAAGGAGUAA